Messenger RNA from Colletotrichum aenigma, 1389 nucleotides. It is a transcript of the gene MTP5, whose product is annotated as Metal tolerance protein 5. Gene Ontology annotation, cellular component: membrane. NCBI's taxonomy places the organism in Eukaryota, Fungi, Ascomycota, Sordariomycetes, Glomerellales, Glomerellaceae. The record is from RefSeq and is a predicted model, not a curated record. Gene Ontology annotation, biological process: monoatomic cation transport; transmembrane transport. Gene Ontology annotation, molecular function: monoatomic cation transmembrane transporter activity. The coding region runs from base 1 to 1389 and encodes 462 amino acids. The transcript has 2 exons.
AUGGAGCCCGACCUAUCCAAAAGUAUUACUAUGCACCCGUAUCCUUUCCACUUCAACACACCUUCGCAUCUCGCCAACACGUCUCGAAACUCAUCUCGGAGUGUUUCUUCGAAUAUCAGCAGCGAAGAGGUCCCAGCCAAUGCAACUAGUACAGCUUUGGAGACCCCCUUUCGUGCCAAGAACAAGACGAACGGGUCAGGGCUAAUGCACACCUCGGAUGUCAUUGACGUCGAAUGCCAGUCUCGUGUGCCCGGGGGAGGCACCGAGCCCGACCCCUACGGUCUAUCCUGCGCCUUCAAGACCCCGGAGGAGCUUGCUCAAAUCAAAGCCGACACGUCCCAAAGGAGAGAACCACGGCAUACGAAGAUUGGCCCAUGGCGGCGGAGCAGACAGGUUCAGAAAUAUUACGAAACCCAGAAUGCGGCGAUCGAGCGCAUGCUCAAGUCCGUCGACGACCAUGUUGCCGACGCACGCCAGGAAGCCGGCGACAGCCAUCUCCGGUUUAGGAUAGCCAUAUGGGGCUCUUUUGGUACCAGCAUUGUCCUAGCAGCCCUUCAGCUGCAUGCUGCCAUCAAGACGGAAUCGUUGUCUCUGAUAACCACAACGGCCGAUGUCAUCUUCGACCCGUUGAGCUACCUGGCCUUGAUCCUGUCCGCCCGCACCACCAAGAAGGUCAACCCCCGGCGCUUCCCAGCGGGCAAGUCUCGCCUAGAGACAGUUGGGAACAUCAUAUUCUGCAACUUGAUGAUGAGUCUCUCGAUGGUUAUCAUCGCCUUUGCCGCCCGCGAACUCAGCGAUAUUACGUCGGAUAGGCAUGUUAAGAAUCUCAAGUCCGAGGCCGUCAUCUCUCUCUGUGUAGCCUUCGGCACCAAGCUGGUUCUGUUCAUCUACUGCUUUUCCCUGCGAAACCGAUAUUCCCAGGUCCGGGUUUUGUGGUCUGACCAUCGUAACGCUCUUCUGGUCAACGGCUUCGGAAUCCUCACCUCUGUCUGCGGAUCACUGCUUAAAUGGUGGAUUGAUCCAGCCGGUGCCAUGAUACUAUCCGUGAUAGUGAUUAUCCUAUGGUCGCGCACCGCCAUCGCCGAGUUCUUGUUGCUCGUGGGUGUCACAGCCUCGGUCGAGACGCAGCAACUCAUCACGUACGUCUGCCUGACUCACUCUGAGGCGAUACAGGGCAUUAAUACGGUGUGCGUUUAUCAUUCCGGGCCGCGCUUGAUUGCAGAGGUUGACAUAGUCAUGGACCGAAAGAACACUUUGGCCGAUGUACACGGCGUCGCCGAAGCACUGCAGGUCAAGCUUGAAAGCUUGCCAGACGUCGAGCGAGCCCAUAUACACCUUGAUUACGAGAUGACUCACAAGCAGGACCGCGGACUGAAGAAGGAUCUGUAG